AUGAUUCACGCCCAUCAAACGGCGACAUUGCUGGAUUUUCGACGCGAACGAUCGACAAGCUAUAAUCAUACGCUGAUUCGAUACACGACGAAGAUACUCGACACGAUCCUUUUGAAUCAGGACAAAAAUUUUCGACCGCAGAAUCCCGACGGCUCGCCGCUUCGCGUCGAGGUCGACAUCAGCGUGCGAUCGAUGGGGCCGAUAUCCGAACAAAACAUGGAGUUCUCGCUCGACUGCUACUUUCGACAGAAAUGGCUCGAUCGCCGUCUCGCGUUCACGCCCAUCAAUCCCGACAAGCCCGAAAUUCCGUUGGCCAGCAAAAUGCUCAAGGACAUCUGGAUUCCCGACACCUACAUUCGAAAUGGGCGUCGUUCGUAUCUGCACACGCUGACGGUGCCCAACAUUCUGUUCCGAGUGCGCUCCGACGGUCAGGUGCACGUCUCGCAGCGGCUCACGAUUCGCUCGCGAUGUCAAAUGUUCCUGAAGAAGUUUCCGAUGGACACGCAAGCGUGCCCGAUCGAAGUCGGCUCGUUGGGCUACUUCUCGAAGGACGUCGUCUACAAAUGGAAAGACGUCGAGUUGGACACGAAGAUGGGCAACAUGCUGAGCCAAUAUCAAAUUUUGAGCCUCUCGAAAUCCGAGCACAACGUUACCGACUAUCGAUAUCCGGAUAGAAAUAUCUCGGUGCUCAACGUGUAUUUCAAACUUCAACGCCAACAAGGCUACUACAUUCUUCAGAUUUAUACGCCAUGCACCCUGGUGGUGGUGAUGUCGUGGGUGUCGUUCUGGAUCAACAAAGAGGCGUCGCCGGCGCGCGUCUCGCUCGGAAUCAUGACGGUGCUUUCAAUGUCGACGAUCGGCUUCGGCUUGCGCACCGAUCUGCCGAAGGUCUCGCAUUCGACGGCGCUUGACAUCUACAUUCUCAGCUGUUUCGGCUUCCUGUUCGCCGCCAUGGUCGAGUACGCCGUCAUCAAUUACGCGCAGUUUGUUUACAUCCGCAAACAGGUCCACGAUUUGAAGGGUCUCGAGCAGAACAGCGCGAUGGGACAGAUGCGAAUGUUCACCGCGGGAUUGAUGGGCGCUCGUCGCGACACCAUACAGGUCGACGAUUUGGCGGUGGAGAAAGAGGAAGCGCGACUCAAAGCGAUUCCAUGGUACAAGAAGCUAUUCCAUGAAAACGAUCAGAAGAACACCUCGGUGUUCUACCGAAUGGCGGUGAAGGCGGCAAUCGCGAAGAAGAAGCUUGGGAAUCGAGAUCCGGCGCGAGUUGUGAAUCGCAUCGACAACGUCUCAAAGGUCCUCUUCCCUCUCAUGUACAUCGCGUUCAAUGUGUUCUACUGGAUCGCUUAUUUAUAUUGGAUUCCUGAUGAGAUCGAUGGGUUGCCGAAUAUAUCACAAAGCUAUUAA
Molecule: messenger RNA, 1407 nt
Organism: Caenorhabditis bovis
Lineage: Eukaryota; Metazoa; Nematoda; Chromadorea; Rhabditida; Rhabditidae
Source: the annotation of a GenBank genome assembly